This is a messenger RNA of Nannospalax galili (Upper Galilee mountains blind mole rat), 4062 nucleotides long. RefSeq names its product catenin alpha 2 (gene Ctnna2). Lineage: Eukaryota; Metazoa; Chordata; Mammalia; Rodentia; Spalacidae. Bases 247 to 3108 code for a protein of 953 amino acids. The record is from RefSeq and is a predicted model, not a curated record. Gene Ontology annotation, molecular function: cadherin binding; beta-catenin binding; structural molecule activity. The transcript has 19 exons. Gene Ontology annotation, biological process: cell migration; cell-cell adhesion. Gene Ontology annotation, cellular component: catenin complex; actin cytoskeleton; adherens junction.
CGCUGCCUCUGGAGCCUGGGCUGGACGCGGGGCGGGCGGGGGGAGGGGGGAGCGGCUUCGCUGGCAGCCCAGAGUGAGGCGGAGACCCGGGCGGAGCAGGCGGCACCGCUCCUUGGUCAAGGCGGCUGCACAGCUGCCCUCACCCCUGCCGCUGCCUCCCUAGUCCCUUCGGUCCUUCCCACAGCAGCUGCAGCCGGACAGCCAGAAGGAGGAGGCCAGAAAGUCCCACCGAACCGCAGAGGGAGCAUGACUUCGGCAACUUCACCUAUUAUUUUAAAAUGGGACCCCAAAAGUUUGGAAAUCAGAACACUAACAGUGGAAAGACUGUUGGAGCCGCUCGUUACACAGGUGACCACACUUGUCAACACUAGCAACAAAGGUCCAUCUGGCAAAAAGAAAGGGAGGUCAAAGAAAGCCCAUGUCCUUGCAGCAUCUGUAGAGCAAGCCACUCAGAACUUCCUGGAAAAGGGCGAACAGAUUGCUAAGGAGAGUCAAGACCUCAAAGAAGAGUUGGUGGCUGCUGUAGAGGAUGUGCGAAAACAAGGUGAGACGAUGCGGAUUGCCUCCUCUGAGUUUGCUGAUGACCCAUGCUCUUCCGUGAAGCGGGGAACCAUGGUGCGGGCAGCACGGGCUCUGCUAUCAGCUGUAACGCGUUUACUCAUCCUGGCAGACAUGGCGGAUGUCAUGAGACUUUUAUCUCAUCUGAAAAUUGUUGAGGAGGCCCUGGAAGCUGUCAAAAAUGCUACAAAUGAGCAAGACCUUGCAAACCGAUUUAAAGAGUUUGGAAAAGAGAUGGUGAAACUUAAUUAUGUAGCAGCAAGAAGACAACAGGAGCUGAAGGACCCUCACUGUAGGGAUGAGAUGGCAGCUGCUCGUGGAGCCUUGAAGAAGAAUGCCACAAUGUUGUACACAGCCUCCCAAGCCUUCCUUCGCCACCCAGAUGUUGCUGCCACAAGAGCCAACCGAGAUUAUGUAUUCAAGCAAGUCCAAGAGGCCAUAGCUGGCAUCUCCAAUGCUGCUCAAGCUACCUCGCCCACUGAUGAAGCCAAAGGUCACACGGGUAUCGGCGAGCUGGCUGCAGCCCUGAAUGAAUUUGACAAUAAGAUCAUCCUGGAUCCCAUGACGUUCAGCGAGGCAAGGUUCCGGCCUUCCCUGGAGGAAAGACUAGAGAGCAUCAUCAGUGGGGCUGCGCUCAUGGCAGACUCUUCCUGCACGCGGGAUGACCGUCGUGAGCGCAUCGUGGCAGAGUGCAACGCUGUGCGCCAGGCACUUCAGGACCUUCUCAGCGAGUACAUGAAUAACACUGGAAGGAAGGAAAAAGGAGACCCUCUAAACAUUGCAAUUGACAAGAUGACCAAGAAAACAAGAGACCUAAGGAGACAGCUUCGGAAAGCUGUGAUGGAUCACAUAUCAGACUCUUUCUUGGAAACCAACGUCCCUUUGCUAGUUCUCAUUGAGGCUGCGAAGAGUGGGAAUGAGAAGGAAGUGAAGGAGUACGCCCAGGUUUUCCGUGAACAUGCCAACAAGCUGGUGGAGGUUGCCAAUUUGGCCUGUUCCAUCUCCAACAACGAAGAAGGGGUAAAAUUAGUCCGGAUGGCAGCAACGCAGAUUGACAGCCUGUGUCCCCAGGUCAUCAAUGCUGCCCUCACGCUGGCUGCCCGGCCACAGAGCAAAGUUGCUCAGGACAACAUGGAUGUCUUCAAAGACCAGUGGGAGAAGCAGGUCCGAGUGCUGACUGAGGCUGUGGAUGACAUCACCUCAGUGGAUGACUUCCUUUCUGUCUCAGAAAAUCACAUCUUAGAGGAUGUGAACAAAUGUGUGAUUGCUCUCCAAGAGGGGGAUGUGGACACUCUGGAUCGCACAGCUGGGGCCAUCAGGGGCCGGGCAGCCCGGGUCAUCCACAUUAUCAAUGCUGAGAUGGAGAACUAUGAAGCUGGGGUCUAUACUGAGAAAGUGCUGGAAGCCACAAAAUUGCUUUCAGAAACAGUGAUGCCACGCUUUGCUGAGCAAGUUGAGGUUGCCAUCGAAGCCCUGAGUGCCAACAUCCCUCAACCAUUUGAGGAGAAUGAGUUCAUUGAUGCCUCUCGUCUGGUGUAUGACGGAGUUCGGGACAUCAGAAAGGCUGUGCUGAUGAUUAGGACCCCAGAAGAAUUGGAGGAUGAUUCUGACUUUGAACAGGAAGAUUAUGAUGUGCGCAGUCGGACAAGUGUUCAGACUGAAGAUGACCAGCUCAUUGCAGGACAGAGUGCACGGGCCAUCAUGGCACAACUACCACAGGAAGAGAAAGCAAAAAUAGCUGAACAGGUAGAGAUAUUCCACCAAGAGAAAAGCAAGUUGGAUGCCGAAGUGGCCAAGUGGGAUGACAGCGGCAAUGAUAUCAUCGUGUUGGCCAAGCAAAUGUGCAUGAUCAUGAUGGAGAUGACGGACUUCACAAGAGGUAAAGGCCCAUUGAAAAACACAUCUGAUGUCAUCAAUGCUGCCAAGAAGAUUGCAGAAGCAGGCUCUCGAAUGGACAAAUUAGCCCGAGCAGUGGCUGAUCAGUGUCCUGAUUCAGCAUGUAAGCAGGAUUUAUUAGCCUACCUUCAGCGGAUUGCCUUGUAUUGCCAUCAGCUUAACAUCUGCAGCAAAGUGAAAGCAGAAGUUCAGAAUCUUGGAGGAGAGCUCAUUGUGUCUGGGACAGGAGUUCAGAGCACUUUCACUACCUUUUAUGAGGUAGAUUGUGAUGUCAUAGAUGGGGGCAGGGCUAGUCAACUUUCUACCCACCUCCCAACCUGUGCUGAGGGAGCUCCAAUCGGGAGUGGAAGCAGUGAUUCCUCCAUGCUGGACAGCGCCACAUCACUCAUCCAGGCAGCCAAGAACCUGAUGAAUGCUGUUGUCCUCACAGUGAAAGCAUCUUAUGUAGCCUCAACCAAAUACCAGAAGGUCUAUGGUACAGCAGCUGUCAACUCUCCAGUUGUGUCUUGGAAGAUGAAGGCUCCAGAAAAGAAGCCCCUUGUGAAGAGAGAAAAGCCUGAAGAAUUCCAGACGCGAGUUCGAAGAGGUUCUCAAAAGAAACACAUUUCACCAGUGCAGGCUUUAAGUGAAUUCAAAGCAAUGGAUUCCUUCUAGGACAAUAGGAUUUAAAAAUGCAAAAUCUUUUUUUCUGUUUUUCUUUCUUUUUCAUUUUAAAUCCAUAUUUGUAUGCAUACCUGCCGACUUGUAUGCCUCUGGCAUGGGGAAAUUAAGGAAACAGUGUCUGUUUGCAUGUAAGAUGAGAUGAGGUCAAUAAGAUCCAUCUGUAACCUGGGGAGGGGACGGGUCAUUCCUGUCCUGAGGUGGCACAGAGCUGUUCUUUGCAACAUUCUCUUAAAGUUGGGCAAAGAGUUCGCAUUGCAAUGUAUGGGAGUGGGAGGGAUGGGAAAAAUAAACUAACUUUACAAAAGCAAACUCUAAUGCAUGCAAGAAUCAUUAGGUUGGCAGGUAUAUUCAUAAGUGAAAAACCUGGAAGUGUACGGUAGAACAUAAAAUUUGUAUUGCUUCUGUUUCAGUGCAAAAAUGUACUACCCGCUUACGUGUGUGGCCCACAAAUUGAACAAUUCAAUGUUGACAUCCAUCCAUGAUAUUAUAUGGAUUGUUAACUGAGGAAUCUAACUAAUCCCAUCUAAUAUGGUUCUUUUAAUCAGCAUUCUGUUCUUUAUAUUCCGGUAGUGCCAUUGGUAGUGUUCAUGUUUUCAUUUUUCCCCUUCACUGAAAAUGGUUAUCAUCUGAGACAACUAAAUCCUGCAGGCACUUGCAGCACGAUGUGGAGAUCAACCUUUCUUCCUUCCAACCCUUCCUUUCUUUUUAAACUUGAACUCUGAUUUUGCUAGAAAUAGAAGGCCCAGUGGUGGAACGUUAGAGGAACGGAGACUGAAGUGUGUGAAGGCUUAGCGGCAAAUAGGUGUGUAGCUUGGAGUGCCAGUAAUCUAAUUUACCAUUGUAUUCACUAACACAAAAUAAACAUAUUUAAUCUUAAUCCCUGAACAAUGUGUUCUUUCUCUAAGUGUAUGUUUAAUAAAAGAUCACAGAAUCUUCUUGAAAAUU